Messenger RNA from Brienomyrus brachyistius, 1686 nucleotides. RefSeq names its product extracellular matrix protein 2-like. NCBI's taxonomy places the organism in Eukaryota, Metazoa, Chordata, Actinopteri, Osteoglossiformes, Mormyridae. Gene Ontology annotation, cellular component: extracellular matrix. Bases 1 to 1686 code for a protein of 561 amino acids. The record is from RefSeq and is a predicted model, not a curated record. Gene Ontology annotation, molecular function: heparin binding; collagen V binding; protein binding. The transcript has 9 exons. Gene Ontology annotation, biological process: positive regulation of cell-substrate adhesion; extracellular matrix organization.
AUGUUCAUAUUUGUAGUCCUGUGGCUUGGGGCUUGUACUCUUACUGCCCCCACGGUUGAGGGAUGGGGUUUCAUGGAGCCCCAGCACCAGGCUGAGACUGCAGCAGGUGCAGCUGUGGUGGAAGCAACUCUCUCAGCCCAGCCAAUCCUGACCUUGAAAAAUAAAGAAGAUGAUGAUGGGGACAGAAGUGAGAGCAUGGGCAAGAAAGGAGAAGGCGAUGACCAGCUUUUGGUGACCACCAACCCUCCACAUCCUGCUUCUCUCAAUGAGGUGAAAGAUGACACUGAAAGAGAAGCACAAAGUGUCAACAAACAACUGAUGGAUGAAGAUGAUGAAAGUGAUGAGGAUGAGGAUGAAAGUGAUGAGGAAGACAAUGAUGACGAAGAUGACAAGGAUGACAGUGAGGAGGAUGGAGAUGAUAAUGAUAACGAGGAUGAAGAGGAUGAUGAGGACAAGGAGGAGGAGGUAAACAAUGGCCAUGCAGAUCCCCUUCCCGACGCAAAGUUGGCCAACAGGACCAGCUUCACAGAUCCCCUUCCAGACGGAUGUCGACAGGCUGAUUCCCGAAUUACCUGCCAGGGUCUCUACAUCACCCACCUGCCAAACAUCACUGGCCUGGGAGUCACGGCCUUCCAGCUGUCGGCCAGUCAGGUGCGUAAGAUCCCUGUGAGAUCCCUGGCUGGGCUGCCCCACCUGGAGGGGCUGGAUCUCCGUCAGAAUGAGCUGACCGACACCUCCCUCGCUCCCACCCUGUUCCGAAAUCUGUCAAUCCUGAAGAAACUCAACCUGGACAACAACAAUCUGACAAAGAUCCCACUUCUGCCACAAUCGCUUGAGGUGCUCAAGAUCAAUGACAACAAAAUCAGCUGGCUGACACCCCAAAGCUUCAAAGGUUUGUUCAAACUGCUGACUCUGGAACUCCAAGGCAAUGGCCUCCAUGAGGGAAAGGUGUCCCCUCUGACCUUCAGACCCCUCCGGAAACUAAUCCACCUACGACUGGAUGACAACCAGUUUAGAGCAAUCCCAUCAGGGCUACCUCCCUCCCUUCAGAGGCUCCGGUUCUCACAAAACCAAUUGGAGGAGUUGACAGUAAACUCUCUGAAGCUGAUUCGGCUUAAGGUUCUGGAUCUGAGUCAGAACAGGCUGCAGGAUGCCCGCAUAGCACCACAAGCAUGGACACAUCUACCGUUGCUGGAGGUUCUUGACCUGUCCCACAACGAGCUUCUCCGCAUUCCCUCCUUCUUGCCGGUCCCUCUGCGACAGCUCUCUGUGCACCACAACCAGAUUGGGAGCAUCCCUGGCUUGGUGUUUAGUCACCUCCGACCAGGCCUCGUGUACCUGCAUCUGGCGCAUAACAGGUUGGAUGAGGGUGGCUUGGAAACUGCAGCCUUUCAGAGCAUGGAAGACACACUGGUUCAACUGCUGCUGGACCACAACCAGCUGCGGUCUGUCCCAUUGGCACUUCCACGACUUCGAGCUCUGCGGUUGCUUCGGCUCGACCACAACCUCAUCAGAUACAUCCCGCCGAACUCCAUCUGUGGCACCCAGAUACACAAGAACUCCACCCUGGUCUCCCUCCAUCUGGAGAACAACCCGAUUGACUGCAGUAAUGUCCAGCCUGCCACUUUCUCCUGUGUCGAGGAUGUUUGGGGACUUCAUCCCCAGUGCCACAAGGGGGAAGAAUAG